Limanda limanda (common dab) is the source of this 3325-nucleotide messenger RNA. RefSeq names its product D site albumin promoter binding protein b (gene dbpb). Gene Ontology annotation, cellular component: nucleus. The transcript has 4 exons. Gene Ontology annotation, biological process: regulation of transcription by RNA polymerase II. Bases 3 to 1181 code for a protein of 392 amino acids. Gene Ontology annotation, molecular function: DNA-binding transcription factor activity, RNA polymerase II-specific; RNA polymerase II cis-regulatory region sequence-specific DNA binding. Lineage: Eukaryota; Metazoa; Chordata; Actinopteri; Pleuronectiformes; Pleuronectidae. The record is from RefSeq and is a predicted model, not a curated record.
GGAUGUCCAGGCAGCUCGCUCAGCCCCCCACCCCCGACCUCCCAGCCGGAGCCAGCCCACAGUUUGGAAGUUGCACCCAGCCUGCAGGCUCCAUCACAGGGGGCCACCUCAACCCCAUGGCCGGGCUCAAGUCCCUCCUGCAGCACCCCAUGAAGGGGGAGCAGCGUUUAAAAAACCCCAGCGAUGCAAAAGAUAAAGACCGACCGGAUCUGGAUGAGGACUCCCCGAGGAACAACAGUGGAAUAGUCAGCAGUAAUAACAGUAAUGGCGUUGGUGGUGGUGCUGCUGCUGGUAGUGCUGGUGGUGGUGCUGGUAGUGGUGGUAGUGGUGGAAAUGGAGGAGGACCUUUCAACCAGUUCCUGGGGCCUCUCCUUUGGGAUCGCACACUGCCGGCAGAUGGGGGCCUCUUCCAGCUGCAGUACAUGGACUUGGAGGAGUUCCUCACCGAAAACGGAAUGGGCGCCAUGCAUAACAACAACAGCUCCAGUUCGGCCAAGAUCCCCUCGCAGAGCUCCCCGUCCGCCGUGCCCAGCCAAAGUUCCCAGUGCCUACCGCCAUCGUCCCCGGCUUGCUCCUCGUCUUCUUCGCCCUCUUCCUCUCCAUCGCUCAUUGGCUUGGAGGUGGCCCAGCCGCAGAGCCUCGCAGGAGGAACCGACUGUCUGCAUGGGAGUCAAACGAGUAUGAACGAGUCGUGUGAGUCACCCUGCUCCUCCUCCUCGUCCUCCUGUCCACCUCUGCUGACGCCCGACGGCAGUGGACCGGAUGGGGCUGGAAUGUUUGAUGCUGACACUUCGGACAUGGCUAUGUCCAGCAGCCCCAGCCAGCAUAACUACGACCCCCGGAGGCACUCCUUCAGCGAAGAGGAGCUCAAACCACAGCCAAUGAUCAAGAAGGCCCGCAAGAUCCUGGUGCCUGAUAACAUGAAGGUGAAUGAUCUCCUCUCACCAAAAGAAUUCUGUGCACGGGAUGAGAAGUACUGGACCAGGCGCUACAAAAACAACGAAGCGGCAAAGCGCUCCCGAGACGCUCGCCGUCUCAAAGAGAACCAGAUCACCGUGCGCGCCGCCUACCUGGAGAGAGAGAACGCCACGCUCCGACAAGAAGUGGCCGAGAUGCGGAAGGAACUUGGUCGCUGCCGCAACAUCCUCAGUAAAUACGAGAACCGCCUCGCUGAUCAGUGAUGAAGGCCCGGAGCGAAAUCAGGAAGAGGAGGAAUAUAAGCUGGAUUCAAGACUGAAUUUUUGGGGGGGUUGCACGAUGGACAGAAUGGGGUCAGGAUAAUGAUGAUGAGGAAGAUGAUGAUGAUUAUGAUGAUGAUGAAUGUAUAAGACGAGGAGAAGGUUUGUGUAUUGAAGCUCAGGUGUCUUGUUGAGGUGUCAGCUCUUAAAAGUCAUGGAUGGAGAGAAUAAUUUAACAGAUGACAGAUGUGACUUUUAAGAGUUUUGUUAUUGGAGAAUUGUAUAUUUUUAUAAUACUUAUGAAAAAUUAGAGGGAGAGCAAAUUUGGAGAAUAAUUUUGUAUAUUUUCUACACGACUGGGACAUAGAGACGGGAGGGAAGCUAUGGUAAAUCUCUUUUUAUGAUAGACCAGUCAGAAGCUGUUUUCACAGGUGGUCAGCCAUCGAUGGUUAUUUUUCAACUUGAUUCUUGUAGUCAGGAUGCAGCAGCAGUGGCGAGGACGCAUGUAACAAAUUGUAAUAUAGAGAGCAAAAUUAUCUCAGAAUCGUAUAGUUUGACAUUUUUGUGGAUUUUACUCAAGCACUUAAUUUCUAUGGUUAUUCCUGUUCUGUUUCUGUCACUGGGAAUGGGCGUGCAGGGGGGGGAGAGAGAGCGGCAGAAUGAGAGACGCAUGUAAACGGCUCCGCAUUAUCCUAACACAUGUCUUGUCCGGUCAUGUGUGUUCACCUUUUUGAAUUGACUUUACUUCACCCACAUAAAUUCCUGAUACCUCGGCCGUAUAUGUGAGAUCGGUGCAUCUUUCACGAGUCCAUACUUGUAUCUUUUAUCUCCUCGAUCCCAGCGGAGUGCUUUUUAACUCCUCCCUGGUGUUUCACUCUUGUCGUGAAGCCCAGGGCAAAUCUGCUCCUCCCGAUCCGCAUAUCUAUUUGUCUGUAUGGACAAACCCAGAGGCUCUCUUUCUGUCUGCUGCCUCCCCCGUUCACUGUCAACUCCUCCAGGAAACAAUCGGUCCCGGUGUCUCCCUUGUACCUGGACAGUACAUAGAGAAAGCUCAAAUCUCAGUGUUGUAAUGUAUUCUGAAAUAGUAAUCCAACCUUCCCAGUAAAACGCACAUCGUUACUUUACCGUACUUUAUGAACACACUAUAAUUAGCAUUAUUGCAGGGGGGAGGAAUGAUGUGUAUAUUGGAUAGGCCUAUACUAUUUUGUGUAUGUGAUGUAUUCCAGGAGAUGGGUCGAGAACACCCGUCGAGUGGAAUGGUGUUAAUUUCUCAGAUUUCUGGGAGAAAUAAAAGCCAAAAUUUCCUAUGUUGAUUCACAAAGCUUGUUGCUAUGUAGUGCUUUUUUCAAUACUGCUCCUUCCUUACUGUUUACUCCUAUUAUUACUGCUUACUUUAUACUGUAUCUAUGAACGUCUCUGUGUACCCACAUCACCUGCACAGGGCCAUGGUACACUAUGUUAUGUUCGUGGGGGAGGGAUGACUAGUAAUAGAGUGUGAUUUUAAUCCCCUUAAUGACCAUGGUGAGUAGGUACCAUUACUGCUAUUAUUAUUGUUAUGAUUAUGAUGAUUAUCCCUCUUAUUAUUGCUGUUCUAUAUUACUGAAUUAUUUUCUUUCGUUGGAUGAACGUGAUCUGUUGCACCUUGAAACGUCUUUGAUAUUCAUUGUUCCUCAGAAAGACUAUUCCAUUGGAUAAAAAGAAGAGAAACCCUCACUCUGUUAUUUCCAUCCCGUCUCAGACCUGCAGACGCUCUUCUGCUACGGACACUACUGCCACCUGUUCCUCCUUGGAUUUCAAAAAAAGAGGCUCAAUAACUUGAACAUGAUGCUCAUUGCAGACUUUCUUUUCCCCUCGACGACGUCCUCUUCUGUUCCUCAGCGGUGUAUGGACUAUGCACACUGUCAAUAUGCUCCGUGUUGGUUUAUUUCAGCCUUUAUCACCCUCAAUCAGUGAUUGUUUGCUCUCCCGGCAGGAUUCUAGUCUCUAAUAUCCUCACAGAUGCGGCUGAUGAAUCUAGUGACUCUUAAUUGAACUACAACUGCCCUGCUGCAUCAGUGGUGUCCAUGGUGCCCAGUCCACUCGGCGCUGGUUAUUUGGAUGUAGUUGAGAUUUCCCAAAAAACACCAAUAAAAGAUUGUUCUCAUGCA